AUGCUGAACUGCGGGGCUCAGCUGUUGCGCCGCCGGGUGGCAGCCCUCUGGGGGGCCCAGGCUGCCGCCCUGAAAUCCUCACCUCUCAAGCCGGCCCCCCAAGCUGCUGCAAGGAACCCCGCACCUCCGCAUCCAUCGCUGAGCUUGGAUGACGGGAAGGUUUUCCGCCUCAAGAGCAACUGGGAAAUCACUCGGGGACUGCUGGUGUUCAUGCUCUGCUCCUCUCCGUGGCUGGUUCAGAAAGCACCCGUGUUCCUUUCCAUCUCCCGACGGGUUCUGGGCCGCCGACUGUGGGGUUCCGUGCUCCGUCUUACACUGUACGGACAGUUUGUGGCAGGCGAGACCCCCAAAGAGAUCAAGGACACGCUGCAAAGGCUCCAGGGUUUGGGGGUCCGCCCCCUCCUUGCAGUUCCUAUAGAGGAAGACGUGGGGCAGGCAAGGGAAGGGGAGGGGUGGUAUGACGAGAAUGCCCUCUCCAUGCUUGCCUGCCUGGAUCUGUCAGUGGGAGAAGCCACCAAUCCCAUGAUGCAACUGAAGGUGACAGCACUGAUGGCCGCUGAGCUCUGUAAGACUAUUACCCUGCGUUUGCAAGAGCAGGAGGGAAUGUCUGACCUGAGCAUAGAGAGACUGGUGACUGUCAUGAAAGGAGAGGACCUGAAUUUUCGCUGCCUGACCAAAGAAGAGAACCAACAUUUUCAAAAAUCAUUGAGACGGCUCAAUUCUGUAGCACAGUAUGCGGUGGAAAAAGAGGUCCGCGUUCUGGUGGAUGCAGAAUACACCUAUGUUAACCCUGCCCUGACACUAGUCACUGUGGCAAUGAUGGCUGCCUGGAACAAUCAACACCCGUGGAUCUGGAACACAUAUCAGGCAUAUCUCAAGGACACUCUGGAGCGGAUGAAUCAGGAUGUGGCCCUCACAGACCGCUUGGGUGUAUGUUUUGGAGUGAAACUGGUCAGGGGGGCUUAUCUGGAGAAGGAACGGAAGCUAGCAAGGGAAAAAGGGUACCCUGAUCCCGUCCAACCCAACUGGGAAGCUACCAAUGAAAGUUACCGCCGGUGUUUGGAUUUCUGCUUCGACCGAGUGUCCCAAUCCAAGGGAAGGUUUGAGCUGAUAGUGGCCACACACAACGAAGCCUCUGUGAUGCAUGCCGUGCAAAGGAUGGCAGAGAUGAGCGUCGACAAAGGUACUGGACCCGUCUGUUUCGGGCAGCUGCUGGGCAUGUGUGACCAGGUGUCCUUGGCGCUGGGCCAGGCAGGUUAUGCCAUCUACAAAUCCAUCCCCUAUGGCUCUGUGGAAGAGGUGAUCCCCUACCUGAUCCGUCGCGCUCACGAGAACCAGAGCGUCCUACUUGGCAUCCGGAAGGAGCGAGACCUGCUACGCUCGGAGCUGCGGAGACGGAUCCUGAGGAAGCCUUGAGGAUGACCUCAAAAUAUCCCAACUCCUUUUUUCCUGGACUCGCAGAAACUGGACACCGCGAUACAACA
This is a messenger RNA of Elgaria multicarinata webbii, 1484 nucleotides long. It is a transcript of the gene PRODH2, whose product is annotated as proline dehydrogenase 2. The coding region runs from base 1 to 1416 and encodes 471 amino acids. NCBI's taxonomy places the organism in Eukaryota, Metazoa, Chordata, Lepidosauria, Squamata, Anguidae. Gene Ontology annotation, molecular function: FAD binding; proline dehydrogenase activity. The record is from RefSeq and is a predicted model, not a curated record. The transcript has 10 exons. Gene Ontology annotation, cellular component: mitochondrion.